GAAGAAAAAGCAUGUAAGAAAAAUGUCUCUUCUUCCUGUUGGUUCUUAAUUACAUCCCUUUUUAUGGUUCCCUAGCAACCACCACUUCCGGCAACAACAGAAGAGGAGUGUAGUGGCCACACCCACAAGCACAUGACGGGUCAUUGGGUGUGUCAGUGUGUGAGGAGAGAGAAGAUGACAACAGGUCGUCUGGCAAGAAAACUAGCCACACCCACCAAGAUCUGCCGUCAGAGAAGUUGUCUGAUGACUAUGAUGAUGAACUGGAGCAAUUAAAAAAGAUCUGUUUUGCAGCACCUGCUGUGAACCGCAAGAGAAUCGCAGUCUCGCUUGACAUGACCGAUCUCAUGGCCAAAAUGAAAUAGAAUUACAUCAUCAUUACAUCAUUCUUGUACAAUAAAAACAGUGACACACACACAAUGUCUCCAACUGUUUUGAAAGUUGAAAUGUUGUGUAUUAUGAGAUAAUGGACACAAAAAGUGCAUGAAACUAUACAACAACACAUUCUUCAACAGCACGAAACAGCUCAUCUCAACCCACUAUGAUGAUCUUGUCAGGUGAUGUAUUGGCUAUAUACUAAACACCAGAACCUAUCACUAGUCAUAGAGCC
Molecule: messenger RNA, 607 nt
Organism: Geodia barretti
Lineage: Eukaryota; Metazoa; Porifera; Demospongiae; Tetractinellida; Geodiidae
Source: the annotation of a GenBank genome assembly